Molecule: messenger RNA, 2613 nt
Organism: Engraulis encrasicolus (European anchovy)
Lineage: Eukaryota; Metazoa; Chordata; Actinopteri; Clupeiformes; Engraulidae
Product: nascent polypeptide-associated complex subunit alpha, muscle-specific form-like
Exons: 3
Coding region: 13-2523 (836 amino acids)
Source: RefSeq, a predicted model, not a curated record
ACAUUAUUUGCAAUGUCCCCUAAGCCAAUGGAUGUUGCACCUGUCAUGCAGGAAGAUGAGACUGUUCCUGAACCAGCUGCUGCACUUGCUGAAACGGUGGAUGCUGUUGCUACUCCUGACACUGAGACAGUUCUACAACCCCCGCAGAACACACUGCCAGAAGCAUCGUUACCUGAGGGCACUAGUGAGGCAGAGCGAGCCUCUGAGGCAGCCGCCACACUGGACGAAGACACUGUCUCUACGGAAACCACCCCAGAAACUAAAUCUAAGCUUCUCGGCGUAGGUGGCAAGUUAAAAGCACUAUUUGCAUUGUCCCCUAAGACAGGUGAUAUUGGACCUGCCUUGCAGAUGGACGAGACCGUUACUGAGACAGCCGUCUCUCCUGUGGAAAUUGUGGAUGUAGCCAGUGCACCUGAUGCAGAGGAAGCUCCAACGCAUUUGGUGACAACUCUGCCAGAAAUGUCUUUACCUCAGGACACUUAUGAGGGGAGCUCUGAGGCAGUCACAACACUGGAUGAAGACACCGUCUCUACAGAAACCACCCCAGAUACUAAAUCUAUGCGUUUUGCCAUAGGUGGCAAAUUAAAAACAUUAUUUGUGAAGUCCAAGUCAGUGGAUAUUGAACCUGCCAUGCAGGUGGAUGAACCUUUUCUAGAAGCAGCUAUCUCUCCUGUGGAAACUGUGGAGGCUAACAGUGCUCCCGAAGACACAGCACCUCCACAGCCUCCUGUGGAUACCCUGCCAGAAGCAUCUUCACCCAAGGAUGGACCGGGGGUCUCUGAUGCAGACACAACUCUGGCCGAGGAAGCUGUCCCUACUGAAACCACCCCAGACACUAAAUCUGAGCGUCUCAGCGUAGGUGGCAAAUUAAAAGCAUUAUUUGCAUUGUCCCCUAAGACAGUGGAUGUUGGACCUGCCUUGCAGAUGGAUGAGGCUGCCACUGAGACAGCCAUCUCUCCAGUGGAAAUUGUGGAUGUAGCCAGUGCGCCUGAUGCCAUGGAAGCCAGUGCUCCCGAUGACAAAGCAGCUGCACUGCCCCCACUGGCUACGCUGCUAGAAGCAUCUUCACCUAAUGACACUUGUGAGGACCAGGAGGCCUCUGAUGCAGCCUCAUCACUGGACGAGGAAACUACUGUCCCUACCGAAACUAAAUCUCCUCAUCCCAGCGUUGGUGUCAAAUUAAAAUCAUUAUUUGUGUGGUCCCCUAAGCCGGCGCAUGUGGGACCCGCCAUGCAGACAGAUGAAACCAUUCCUGAAGAAGCUGCCUCUUCUGUGAAGACACUGGCUGAUGCUAGUGACCCAGAUGUCGAAGCAGCUCUACAGUCACCUGUGGGCAUGCUGCCAGAGACAUCUCCUUGUGAUGACAUCCAUGUGGUACAGGGCUCAACUGAAGCAGUCAUGAAACUGGAUAAGGAACCUCAAACUCAACUUCAAAGUGCCCCUACUGAAUCCGGUACAGACACUAAAUCUAGACGCCCCAACAUGAGCCAGAAGUUAAAAAUAUUAUUUGCAAGGCCCCUUAAGCCUGUGGAUGAGGAACCCACCAUGCAGGCAGAUGACACAGUCCCUUAUGUGUCCACCUCUCCAAGCCAUGCGCUGGACGUCGGCGCUGCUUCUAUUUGUGACACAUCUCCACAACCGCCUAUGCGCACACCUUCUGCAAGCAAUAGGAUGUGGCCUUCCUCUGACACGGCCAUUUUAGGCACCAAAGCUGACGACCUGAGUGGCGUUAAGGACAUGCCACCAGAGGCACCUGUGAAGAAGGACACUAGAAGUACUGCCAAUGCAAAAGCAUUCCACACCAUGUCUGAGGCUGCAUUAGCUUUGAAAAAUGUCACGGACAGAAUGGUCCUUCAAGAGCGCGAUGAUGCCUCAGCAGCAGCAAGUCUGCAUCGGCUGAUGUCGCGGGACGUUCUCCGGCCAUUCACAGAUGACCUGGUAAACAGAGUGUAUGGCUACCUAAGUGCAAUUGGCAGCUCUGCUCCCUGCAUUGAGCCUGUCAGGCUUGUUACUGAAUCAGGGGUCUUGACAGCAGCAACAACAACAACAGCAACAACAACAACAACCGGUGAUCUCAAAAGAGAUCUUGUAGUGAAGCGUGAUUCAGACAUGACACGCGCCUUUGCAGAGGGAUCUGUUAAGGCAAUGGUCAAGCAGCUGUUAGAGAGACUUCUCCCACUGCCUAAAGAUUCGGACACGUCUGGAAACAAUGUGUUGAAUAUGGUUACUUACAUGAUUGCCAAAGAGGCUGUGAAGACAAUCACAUUGGAUCACCUCACUCUGCAAAGGGAAGAGACUGACACUGAGAGUUCAUACACUGACAGCGAAAGCAGUGGAAGUGGCGAGUACAGUGAAGUAACCAGUGCCACCAGCGCCACCUCUGCAGAUGACAGCAGCAGCAGUUCUGAUGAGGAGGAUGACCUUGAAAUGAAAACAGACCACCAGAAUACUCAGAAAAAAACUAUUUUUUCCCUCAUGCGUGUUUUCAAUGCUUUCAAGUCCAGCAGCGUGACUCCAAGUUAAUGAAGAAAUGAUUAAAUUCCCAGAAAAAAAACAUUAAUAAAACACAUUAAGCAAUUUGUUUGACUUUUAAAGGCAGUGGUUAUCAAAGUG